Messenger RNA from Sordaria macrospora k-hell, 690 nucleotides. RefSeq lists its product as uncharacterized. Gene Ontology annotation, molecular function: catalytic activity. Gene Ontology annotation, biological process: nucleotide metabolic process. The record is from RefSeq and is a predicted model, not a curated record. Lineage: Eukaryota; Fungi; Ascomycota; Sordariomycetes; Sordariales; Sordariaceae.
AUGGCUUCCUCAAACGACAAGAAACCCCCAGCAACACCAACUCCAACCUCCAUCGUCCCCGACGCCAACAUGUUCGAUCCCGGCCUUCCCGCCUCGAAAACCACGAACAGCGCGGACGACAACGACACCCAACCCAACUGUCCCUUCUGCCACAUCUCCUCCACCUUCCCCCCUUACUCGCCCGUCUCCCCACCGACCCCCUUUCCCCCAUCCACAUCCACCUCCCCGCAUCCACAAACCUUCCUCCUCCUCUCCACCCCUUUGCUGGUUGCCUUUCUGGACAUCAUGCCCCUCUCCCCAGGCCACUUGCUGCUCUGCCCGCGCCGGCACGCCGCCAAACUAACCGACGUUUUCUCCGACGAAGCCGCCGAGCUGGGUAGAUACCUACGGAUCCUGUCAGAGGCGGUGACGCGGGCGACGGGCAUCAAGGACUGGAACGUGGUGCAAAAUAACGGGGCGGCGGCGGCGCAGGUCGUGGAGCAUAUGCAUUUCCAUGUGAUUCCCAGGCCGGGGCUGAGGGAGGCGGAACGGUUCACGAGUACCAUGUUUGGGAGGGGCAAGAGGGAGGAUUUGGAUGAGGAGGAGGGGGGGGAGUUGGCGAGGAGGAUCAGGGAACAAGUGAAGGAGGUGGUGAGGGAGGAGGAGGAGAGGGAAAGGGAAAGGGAAAGGGGGCGGAAGGCCAAGCUCUAG